Molecule: messenger RNA, 750 nt
Organism: Rotaria sp. Silwood1
Lineage: Eukaryota; Metazoa; Rotifera; Eurotatoria; Philodinida; Philodinidae
Source: the annotation of a GenBank genome assembly
AUGUGGUAUACUUCACCAUCAAUCAAACGAAAAUUCGGUGAACUUUAUGGAGAUGACCACGAUGAUGAUGAUGAUGAUGAUGAUGAUAGUUAUUUAAGUUUUGUUGGAACUGGAUCUAAAGAGGACCGACGCAUACAUAAUCUACUUUAUCGUAAAUCAAAACUUGAAAGUGUUAAUGAAACAUCUGCGUUACUUAGUGGAUUUGCUAUUGUAGCCAUUGUUGAAUUAUCAUUAGAUUCUUAUGAAAAAAAUAAAUCUAAUGAGGGUCUUAUCAUUUGUUAUGCUAUUAUAUCAUGCCUUCUAGUAGGUAUUCAUUUACUUGCUUUACUUAUGUCAAUGUGUAUAUUACCUGAAAUAAAAAGUGUGAUACGGAAUAGUGAUUUUUGGAUUAAUAAUGAAAAUAGUAAACCAUUAUCAUCAUUAAAUAAAUAUAUUGAAAUAGCAUGGAUUGCUUCUACUGGUUUUGGUUUAUUUUUAUUUAUUAUUGAACUUUGUCUAAUUUUUUGGAUUAAAGUGAGCGGUUUUUCUCAAACAGCAGCUAUUGCCGCUCUUAUUACACUAGGUGUUAUUGGUUGUCCAUUUAUUUUAUUUGCUAUUGGUUUUUAUUUUCGUGUAGCUAGAGCAAAAGUUUAUUUAUAUCAAACAGAUUUAGAAACAAUAGAACGUGGUGCUAUUGCUUGUGGUUUAGUUAUGAAUGUUUCAAAUAUUCCACUAGGACCAUUAACAAGAAAUAUAGAAGAAGAUUCUUGA